ACAACUAAACAUGACAAUUAAGCCGAUCCUUCUGGAUUCGUUUCCUACUAUAAAAUCAUUUUCACAGAACCACAAAUACUUGGUAUGUCCAUAGAUUUCUAGGUGCCAUGGCAAUAGCUUCUAGCAUUCCUCUUGUAUUCUCUGUCCAACGAUGCAAACCCGAACUUGUGGCUCCAACCAAGCCCACACCACAUGAACAUAAACUUCUAUCUGACAUUGAUGAUCAAGCGGCUCUUCGCUUCCAAGUUCCAUUUAUCCAAUUUUAUGAGUACAAUCCUUCCAUGCAAGGAAAAGAUCCAGCCGAGGUUAUUAGGGAGGCACUUGCAAAUGCCUUAGUGUUUUAUUAUCCAUUUGCAGGUAGAUUAAGGGAAGGGCCUAAUGGUAAGCUCAUAGUGGAUUGCACCGGUGAGGGUGUGAUGUUUAUAAAAGCCGAUGCCGAUGUUACUCUUGAACAAUUUGGCAAUGCACUUCACCCACCAUUCCCUUGCUUUGAUGAGCUCCUUUACGAUGUUCCUGACUCUGAACGGAUGCUUAAUUGUCCACUAUUGUUAAUUCAGGUAACGCGACUAAAAUGCGGUAGUUUCAUUUUUGCUAUCCGCUUUAACCAUGUAAUAUGUGAUGGCAUAGGCCUAAAACAAUUCAUGUCUACCAUAAGCGAAAUGGCACGAGGUGCAACUUCAUGCUUCAUCUCACCCAUUUGGGAAAGACAUCUCUUAGAUGCUGGAGAUCCACCUCGAGUCAUAUUCUAUCACCAUGAGUAUGAUGAAGUAGAACCUACCGCCAUCUCUUGGCCAUUGGAUAACUUGGUUCAACGUUCUUUUUUCUUUGGCCCUGUUGAAGUUUCAACUCUUCGUAGUCUCCUCCCACUCCACCUUUGCCAUUGCACCACCAAGUUCGAACUCCUAACAGCUUGCUUAUGGCGUUGUCGAACCAUUGCUUUAAACCUUAACCCUAAUGAAAAGGUACGCAUGCUAUGCACCGGAAACUUACGUUCCAAAUUCAAUCCUUCAUUGCCAUUGGGAUAUUAUGGGAAUGUCAUUGUCUUUCCAGCAGCAAUAACAACAGUUAGAAAUCUUCUCCAUAAUCCAUUAGGGUAUACAGUGGAACUAGUGAAGCAAGCCAAAGCAAGCAUGACAAAGGAAUAUGCCAAAUCAGUGGCAGCUUUAAUGGUGCUUAGGGCUAAACAACUUAAUUUCACAAAAAUUGUUGGAUCUUUCGUUGUAUCUGAUUUAACAAAAAUAGGAUUUGAAGACAUCGAUUUUGGAUGGGGUAAGGCAGUGUUUGCAGGGGCAGCAAAAGCUGUUGGGGUGAUAAGCUUUUUCGUAUCAACCAAAAGUACGAAAGGAGAAGUUGGAACUUCAGUACCUAUUUGUUUGCCAGCUCCGGCCAUGGAAAGAUUUGAGAAGGAAUUGGACAACAUGUUGAAAGGCCAUCUGCUAGGGUUUUGAAACAAUUUAUCUAGAAGAAGUAUGAGGCUCAGUUAAGAACUUGAGUAACAACGUAAUAAAUCUGGAUAAAGAAUGACAAAAACUUUGAAAUUCAAGUCUGGAGGUUUUUUGAGCAAACAAACAGAAUCUGGCUUGAACUAUGAAAGCAAAAAUUAAGAGAGUAUUUUUUUUGAAUAAUUUCUGUUGAAAUUCAUUAAUUAAUAAAAGAUGGCAUAAUGCCUAUACACAUACCAGUCACAAGCUGGUCAGCUUUAACAUA
Messenger RNA from Gossypium arboreum, 1707 nucleotides. RefSeq names its product benzyl alcohol O-benzoyltransferase-like. The transcript has 2 exons. Bases 108 to 1448 code for a protein of 446 amino acids. The record is from RefSeq and is a predicted model, not a curated record. Lineage: Eukaryota; Viridiplantae; Streptophyta; Magnoliopsida; Malvales; Malvaceae. Gene Ontology annotation, molecular function: acyltransferase activity, transferring groups other than amino-acyl groups.